AUGUCUACGUCUCCGGGUGAUGUUCUGAUCGCCAGCCCUACGGAAGCGGCUGUAAUAUUCCCGUUAUCUGCGCAUUCAGACAUCUCAGGAGAUGCUAAUGCGUCGGAUUCGCCACAGAAGCCCAAAGAGGGGACAGCGUCUGUGGAGGUGAAUAAAGGAGAAGAGCAUCAAGAAACCGAUCGCGGUCCAGAACAUGAUGAGUCUAAGAAGGAUAAUCAACAACAGCCUGAUGUCGAAAACAAUAAUGACAAUGACCUUCCAGAGGAAUCUCAUAAAGCAUUUCUUAAAUUUUUCGAAGGGCUAGAUGAGACUUUCUAUCCCAAAGUGGGGGAUGGCUUCCGUGCAAGUAUGGCUCGCUAUGCGCAAAACUUGGUACAGGAAUAUGAAUCAAAAAUGCCUCUCAAAUGGAGAAUCGGACAAGCGAGAAAGCUUUCUUUCAUAAUCACGGCGUACUUCCGGCUUUUGGAAGACAGGCUCUUUUCGCUAGAGAGCCAGAACCCCGACUCGUCGUCCGAAGGAAGUUCCUCAGACAAGGACAAUGACGAGGGCUCAGAUGACGAUGAUAAGGGGAAUGACACAAUUCCAACGUUGAAUAGAGUAUCAUGGCCAGAAUUUAAAAGAAACUUCGAGGAUAACAAGGAGCCUAGCCAGAAGCACGUCAUCGACGUACUGAUGGAUGAUCCUGUGAUUCCGCUCGAAGUCUGGAACGACCAGCUUACAAGAAGCCAUCCUCAGCAUCUUGUCCAUUUUAGGCGCCGAAUGAGGCCUUUUCCGUUCGGAGAGCAACUCUUUUUCAGCGAGUUCGACGAUCCCGACGCGGCUCAUGCUAAGGCCCGGAUCGAACCGUCUAAAUCCACAACUACAGGCCAACCACCCCAGGAUGCGUAUUCCCCGAUCCCCAACCGAAUCCGCAUCAACGGGAAGCCUUUGAAGCUACUUCUUGAAAAGGCCCUUGAAGUCGAUUUGGCCAGUCCUAUCAUACUUCUAAAACCUUUCAAAGUUCUUGUUAAGUAUGACGGACAGAUCAGAAGCCUCUAUCAACAGCUAGAGAAGAAGUUUUCCCAGGACUGUGCAGAGCCGACGAGUUCAAACAGGCCGGAACCUUCACAAACCACUAGUAGCCGAUACUCAAAUGACGACGGGGAAGCUUGGAAUUCGCUUCUGGAUGAAUAUGGGACAAAACAAGCCUUUAAACAGCUGUCCUGUCUAGUUGAAUUCAUGAACAACGACCUCCUUCCCCUCAGAUCUUUUGAAGACUCUACGGCCACGAAGAUUGCUUUUUCUGAUCUAUGGCAUAUCUUUCAGGCUGGCGUUGCAGUUGUCACAGCCACUACGCCCAUCGAGGCUUACCGAGUCCUGCAUGUUACUGGUGGUCGUCCCUACCUCUCCCCACCAGAGGAUAAGGAAAAUGAAGAAGAAACCACCGGAAUGAAGGUAUAUAAGGUUCCAGCAAAGUCCAGCGAUUUUAUUAUCACAUGCUACCAAGUUGGGUUUGAUGGAGACAAGUUUGGCCCUAUCGCUAAGACCUUCAGCAUUCAAAAGUACAACGGGUUUCAAGAUAUCAGGUUGCUCCCCAUAUACCCAAUGAGCUUUGCUGAAGGUCCAGAAGAGUUGUCAAAGAAGCUUUCUAGAAACGGUAAAACCUUCAUCAAGCUAUCCAAUGUCGGACAUGUUCUAUAUCGCGGGCCUAACUUACACGAAGCCGAGGAGAUUGAUAGCGAAAUUAUCAUUGAUUUCCGCGCCGCCUUAUGGGAUAACCAGGAGGAGGAUAACGGAUGGAAGGAGAAAUAUCAAGUACAGUUUGGCAUACCGACUCUGCCCAGUGCAAACGAGGCCGAGGUGAUCAUGAUUUCGCGAGGUGGCUGCAAAGAUUCCUUCUGCUGCGAAAAUGAUAAAGUUUUCAACGACUUGGACCUAGAUCGCACCUUUUUGGAAGAUUACCUCGCGAAAAACGAGUUUUUGACAACAGAUACUCGUUACCUGACGGAUGACCCCAGCCAUAUCCCUGAAGAUGACUUAAUUCUUCUUCCACGUCAACUCUUCGCAUUUGUCCUCAAGGAUCGAAAAUGGGCCGUUGUGGACAUCAAUAAUAUCACUGAAUUGCCCAAGUCGACGGGCGAGGCAUGGGACUCCCUCGUUCUGCCUGGUGGUCACAAGGAAAUGGUCUAUUCUCUUGUUCAGUCACACUUUCGAAGCAAGGACCUGGGCGUUGCGGAGGCGGAGAUGCAAGCAGAUUUGAUCCGCGGAAAGGGCAAAGGCCUUAUCGUUCUCCUCCAUGGUGCCCCGGGUGUCGGAAAAACCUCAACUGCCGAAUGUGUAGCAGACUUGUGCAAAAAGCCUCUCUAUCCGAUUACUUGUGGUGAUCUCGGUAUUACCGCCGUCGAAGUCGAAACACGAUUGAAGCGAAUUUUCGUCCAAGCACAGAAGUGGGAAUGUGUCCUACUCCUUGAUGAGGCAGAUGUGUUUCUAAGUGAAAGAUCUACUGAUGUCAAGCACAACAGUCUUGUCUCAGUCUUCCUGCGUAUUCUCGAGUACUACAAAGGAAUUCUCUUCCUUACCACAAACCGAGUUGGUCGCAUGGAUGAAGCAUUUCGGUCUCGAGUUCAUGUCAGCCUUUACUACCCGCCCUUGAAUGAGAAAUCCACGCUGGACAUAUUCAAAAUCAACAUUGAGCGAACCGGAAAACGCAUGGGGGAUAAGAUGAAGGUCGAUGACGAUGGCAUCGAAGAAUUCGCGCUUGAUCAUUACCGGGAAAACGACCAGCGCGUUCGUUGGAACGGAAGACAGAUCCGCAACGCCUUUCACAUUGCCGUCGCACUCGCCGAGAAUGAGGCUAUAAACAAAGCCAACAGGACAGGAAAAAAGUACCGUGCUCCGACUCUACGCGCAAAGCACUUUGAUACUGUUGAGAAGGCUUCAAGCGAGUUUGACAACUACCUGAGAUCCGUUUUGGGAAUGGGACAAGCGGACCGAGCGAAACAGCAGUCUUACCGCAGAGACGAUUGGAGCCAGGAAGAGUCUUACAAUCGAGGCAAAACCGAUGAGCCAAAGGUAAAGCGAUCUACCAAGAAAAGAAGAAAAUACGUCACCUCUGAGUCAUCAGAUGACUCGAGCAGCGAAGGAAAAAUUCCCAAACACGAUAGCCAGCAAAGCUCAUCAGAAGAAUUAGAGUCUGAACGAGAGGCUACUACUAAGAAAAAGCAGAAGAGUAAUAAGAAAAAGAGUAGUAGUAAGUAA
This is a messenger RNA of Fusarium musae, 3237 nucleotides long. RefSeq lists its product as uncharacterized. Lineage: Eukaryota; Fungi; Ascomycota; Sordariomycetes; Hypocreales; Nectriaceae. Gene Ontology annotation, molecular function: ATP binding; ATP hydrolysis activity. The record is from RefSeq and is a predicted model, not a curated record. The transcript has 7 exons. Bases 1 to 3237 code for a protein of 1078 amino acids.